CGCACACAACAAUAGCUAGUGGGGGCAGCGCACGGCCGGCAUCGCCAACAUGAGCCCCACGGAUCGUGCUGCCUUCUCCUCCGUGGCCGCGGCGGUCGCCGUCGUGCUCUCCUUGCACCUCGCCGCCGGAGCGCGCGUCCAGCAGCCGAACCCGAACCACGGUGGCGACCGCGACAUUGGCGGCGGCGCCUGCGCGAUAGCCGUGACGCCGCUCGGUUACCCUUGCGAAGAGCAUCAGGUGACGACGGAGGACGGAUACAUCUUGAGCUUGCAAAGGAUCCCGAGGGGCCGCGGCGGCGGAGCGGCCGGCGGGCGGGGCGGGGCGCGCGCGGGGCAGCCGGUGCUCCUGCAGCAUGGGGUUCUUGUGGACGGCAUGACAUGGCUGCUGGCCUCGCCGGAGGAGUCGCUGGCGUUCGUCCUCGCCGACCGCGGCUUCGACGUGUGGAUCGCCAACACCCGGGGCACGCGGUGGAGCCGCCGCCACGUCUCGCUCGACCCGUCCAGCCGGCUCUACUGGAACUGGUCGUGGGAUGAUUUGGUGGUCAGUGACUUGCCGGCCAUGGUCGACUUCGUUUGCAGACAGACUGGGCAGAAGCCCCACUACGCUGGCCACUCCAUGGGGACACUGGUGGCACUCGCGGCCUUCUCAGAGGGCAGGCUGGUGGACAAGCUGAAGUCAGCUGCGCUGCUGACGCCGGUCGCCUACCUUGCCCACAUCACCACACCCAUUGGCUUACUGUUAGCUAAAGCAUUUGUUGGAGAGCUGCUCUCCGAUGGCCUUGGCGUCGCCGAGUUCAACCCGACAUCACCUCCAGUGGCAAACUUGAUCAGAGAGUUCUGCCGCAAGCCUGGGAUGCACUGCUACGAUCUCCUCGCCUCCAUCACAGGGAAAAACUACUGCCUCAACAGUUCUGCAGUCGAUGUCUUCCUCAAGUACGAACCCCAGCCGACUUCCACAAAAACCAUGGUCCACUUCGCUCAAACCGUGCGCGACGGUGUGCUGCAGAAGUACGACUACGUGCUGCCGGGCCGGAACAUCGCCAGCUACGGCCAGGCCGAGCCGCCGGUGUACGAGAUGUCCAACAUCCCGGCGGACUUCCCGCUCUUCCUCACCUACGGCGGCCGCGACUCCCUCGCCGACGCCGACGACGUGCGCUUCCUCCUCGACGACCUCCGGGGCCACGACCGCGACAAGCUGACGGUGCAGUACCUGGAUCAGUUCGCGCACCUCGACUUCGUCAUCGGCGUCUGCGCCAAGGAUUACGUCUACAAGGAUAUGAUCGCGUUCUUCAACCGGUUUAACUAGGUUAAAUCUCAAAAGAAAAGGAAAAAUAAGGCUCUCUACGGUGAGAAAAGAUUGUGAAUAUGUCAUAGGUUAAUUACACUCGUAGUAAAGAAAAAGAAAGAAAGAUAAUUUACUAAGGAAACUAAUGACUAGUACAAGAAAGGUGAUCACUGGAUUCAGUGGGGAAUUCACCUGCUGUUUCCUCAGAAAAAAAAAAACAAGAUGGUCACUGGAACAGCGGUCACACUGUAAUGCAGUAGUAAUGCAGUAAUGCUUACAAGAGAAUAUAGUUGGUCUUGAUCA
Phragmites australis (common reed) is the source of this 1588-nucleotide messenger RNA. Its product is annotated as triacylglycerol lipase 2-like. Gene Ontology annotation, molecular function: hydrolase activity, acting on ester bonds. Gene Ontology annotation, biological process: lipid metabolic process. NCBI's taxonomy places the organism in Eukaryota, Viridiplantae, Streptophyta, Magnoliopsida, Poales, Poaceae. The record is from RefSeq and is a predicted model, not a curated record. The transcript is spliced from 9 exons. Bases 50 to 1306 code for a protein of 418 amino acids.